GGGCGAAUUCUCUUUCAUGAAACCCCAGUCGUCUACCUUCCAGAACAUACCACCAGCUUCAUUUUGUCCCUACGAUAUUCUCCCCGUGGCAUUUGUAAAUCGAGAGAGCCGAGCCAAAACUUUGAAGCAUUAUCUUACACUUUACCAAGCACGUUGCAGUUACCAAAACAAAACAUCUUCGAGUGACACUCAAGCAGAGGAGCCAAGAUCCAAUGAAGAAUACCUGAUUGGUGCAACAGACUUGCUAUUACCACAUGUAAUGUACUUCAACCCGAAAAUUGACUAUCUCACCAUCGUCUACCCAGAUUUUAAGGUUGGCUCUUGCGAGAUUCUCGCUAUAUUUCCACUUUACAACCAGGAAGCUGCGAGAUUUCUCGGUAGUAUUCGCGAAGUCAAGGUAUAUCACGUAAGAUUAGAGAGUAGCAGGCUUCGCUUUAAGAUUAACAUGCGUGCUCUGUUCGAUAUGCUUAUGUGCUUCAAAAGUCUUCAACAUGUUGAUAUGAUUUUUCAGCCGGGCGAAACAUAUCAGGUCGACUACACAUCACGUACAAACUAUCUUGUAAAAAAUAUGGAGAAGCAGUGGAUUGAAUCAUCAAACCUGGACUUCGCAUGGGGAACGGAGGGUGAUGGUGGCGUAUAUCUUGAGAUGCGAUGAAAGAGGAACCCAGUGGGGUGGCAACGUGGAGAGAGCAUGAGAUCUAUUUUACUUAUUGAUAUAUUUGUAUGAAAUUAAAAUCUACAUGAUAAAACGGUUUGUCA
Molecule: messenger RNA, 759 nt
Organism: Botrytis cinerea B05.10
Lineage: Eukaryota; Fungi; Ascomycota; Leotiomycetes; Helotiales; Sclerotiniaceae
Exons: 1
Coding region: 17-655 (212 amino acids)
Source: RefSeq, a predicted model, not a curated record